UUCAACCUCUGUCAGUUUCCGUCUGGUGCGUAGCUACUUGUAGCUGUGUAGACACCAGUGCGAAACCAACGGAAGUGGUGGCGGCUGCGGUAGAAGCAUCUGACGAAGGUGGACGCAGUGCCGGUGGUGGUGGUAGACGAACGGCGGCAGGAAAGGCAGCGCAGCAGCGGAUUGUGGUGACGGGCGACUGCGUUGGCGGUGGUCAGCGUCGCGCCGCUAGGAUUACCGGACCGUCCAGCACUAGGAAGCAGCAGCGGCAGCACGCUGGAGCAGAUACGAAGGCGAAACCGUCGUCGUCGUCGUCGUCGUUCUCGCCAGCAGGAGCAGGAUCCGCAUCGGCAGGGAUACAGUUGGCAGGGGAGUGCGUAACAGCGGCAGCAUCCACGUCCACCUCCUCAUCGGCGUCAUCCUGUGGCGCCAUCCAUCCACCACGGUCCGCUGCUGGUAGUGGAGGGGGAGCAACCGAGGCGUCGUCCUGUGACGACGGUACCACCAGCAUCACCACUACCAGCACUAGCAGUAGCACCGGCAGGAUGGUGGUAGCGUCGUCCGGGCACGCAUCGGGCAGUGCCGGACAGCAGCAGGCACGGAACAGCAACCAUCAGCACAGGCUGGCCCAGGUAGCCAGCCCCGGUACCGGCAUGACACCGAAAGAGCUGUCCGACAAUGAUGAUCUCGCCACCGGUCUGGUGCUCGACACCAUACUCGGGUUUCAGACACACAAAAUGAGCCUUAAGUAUCGGCCGCUCAAGGCAAAUAAAGAUGAGAUCAAGAACAUCAUAGAGGAGUUUAUAAGGACACAAAACUAUGGAAAAUGCUACCAGCAGCUUAUGAACGGCAACUGGAUGCCACGAUCCGUGUUGAAUAAAAACAAGUUGGCACUGAAGCGACUAGAGGCACACAUCUAUCGCUACCUUCGGGUGUUUGAUCAGCAUUCCGGGUUUGUGAUCGAGGCCUGCUAUCGUUACUCGCUCGAGGGUCAGAAAGGUGCCAAAAUUUGUUCCACCCGGCGCUGGAUGAAAAAUGAGAAAAUUGAAUGCCUGGUGGGCUGUAUCGCGGAGCUGACCGAACGCGAGGAAGCCGAUCUGUUGUAUCCGGGGCGGAACGAUUUUUCCGUAAUGUACAGCUGCCGUAAGAACUGUGCCCAACUGUGGUUAGGACCGGCUGCGUACAUCAACCACGACUGUCGCGCUAACUGCAAAUUCGUAGCGACCGGGCGCGAUACAGCCUGCGUAAAGGUGCUGCGUGACAUUGAGGUAGGCGAGGAAAUUACCUGUUUCUAUGGGGAAGAUUUUUUCGGCGACAACAACUGCUACUGCGAGUGUGAAACGUGUGAAAGGCGUGGCACCGGUGCGUUUGCCGCCCGGGCACGGCUCAUCGAGAGCGCAGCACUGUACAACGGUGCGGGCGAUACCAGCUCGAGCGGCAGCGGUAGCACUACAGGUGGUAUCAGCGGUACCGGAAGUGAAGGGCCGGAUGGUGGGGCAGGAUACGAUCCGGCCCUAGCGGGAAGCGGUGUGAAUGGGCUUGGUGGCGUAGUGGUUGGUAUCGUCGGCACAGCAAACGGUGCUGGCGUGCGGUACAGGCUGCGCGAAACCGACAACCGGCUAAACAGGAUGAAAAACAAGCGUAACAAUGGUGUCGGCACCGGUGGUAGUAGUGGUGUUGGCGAUCUGAACAGUGGAAAGCUGACGGCAAUCGGGAAGGAGCCACCGUCCGCGCUCGGUAUGCUGACGGUGCGCGAACUGCGCGAUAAGGGCAUGACGAAGUACGAUGCGGAGAUGCUACUCGCCCAGCAGAAGCCGUACUGCACGAAUGCGGCGGUUGUUGCACCGUUGCCACCACACGGACGUCCACACGACGGUUCUGCCACGUCUAGCGGUCAGUUUGGUCCGGAGGUGGAUGAUAACAGUACAGCCAGUCACGGUAGCAAAAAGGUGGUAACCGAGAAAAGUGAGUCACAGCUAAAACGUGCCACACGUUCAUCAACCUGCAGCAGUAUGAAGACGUCCGCUGCGAAACCGGACGAAUGUUCGAAAGGGCAGGAAAAGAAACGGGACGGUACGUUCGAGGAGGGUAACGGUAAGGUGCCACAUCAGAGUAGGGCGCUCGGCACCAAGACAAACCCUCGGCGAAGGUACAGCAGCUACAGUAUUGUCGAUACGGCACCGUACGAUGAACCUGCGACCGGUAAACCAUCGUGCAACGCGACCACUCGACACCAGACGAACGAGACGAAGCGUAAAAAAAAGAAGCAUUCGGCAGAGAAUGGUCCACGGCGACGGGCAGCAUCGGUAGCACCCGGGAAGGUACAUGCACGGUCCGGUAAGGAUCUUACCGACGAUGUGAUUGUGAUCGAUGAUGAUUGCAGCAGCAGAAGUAGCAGCAGCAGCAGCAGUAUGCACUCGUGCAACUCGGGCACCGGUACGGAAGCGCAUCUGCCAUUUAGUCAACAGUCCGUGCGCAAUCGAAAGCGUCGGGCGAGCAUGUACACUAGCAGCAGCCGAAGCAUAUAUACGUUCCACGAUGACACGCUCGAUGGUACACCGCCGAACGGGUAUUACGCACUUCGCAACCCAACCACGGCUCAUCCACAGCACCACCAACAGCAACAUUCGAAUCCGUUUGCUGCCGGUAUUACGGCAGACGAGUCGCAACUGUCGUCGUCGUCCAACCGCAAGCAACCGGUAACGCACCGUUCGGUUUCUCAGGUAACGACGAGCCGCAAGCGACCGAGAGAAACGACACCGGAGGGACAGGGUGGAGGAGGGAACGCGUCGGCUAAACGUGCCGGCGGCAGUCUGGUCGGUGGUAACAAUGGUUCACAGCAAAUCAUGACCCGUCGAAUGUCUUUACGCGUGGCGAAUGCUACCAACCUUGUCACCGGGACAGGAAUGGGUCCGGAAAGCAUUUCGAUACUGCCAGCUGGGGAAUCCGAAUCCGAAAUAAGUCCACGGGUAACGCGCGGUAUGUUACGUUUGCUGGAAGAUCACGAAGCAGCAACGGAUGCUAGUGGAACGCAAAAGCACCCCAAAUCGUCGGCCACCUCCCGUUCGAACGCGUCACGUGUUGGGACGGAGGAGCAUGGGAGUGAAGGAGGUAGUAGCAUGAACGGUGAUAGUGUCCGAUUUGGAAGGGGCUGGUCAACGGUUACAACCACCGUGGGCGAGGAUGAGCACACAACCGAACAACAAACGCGCACCGGGAAGGCAACGUCCUCGAAUCGAGGUAGCCGAAGCCGAAAAACGAAGCUACAGACGUCACGCCAGCGCGAAGAAGAUGUCGAGCGGGGAGCGAUGGUGCAAGGUGUGGAUGGUGCAGCAGCAGUUGACGAAGCCGGUGCACUAUUGAAGCGAUUGCAGCAGACACGAACGAGCCAGGCUGGUUUUAUGCCUGCAGCGAACAUUCGCACCCGGAAGCAGCUGUCACCAACAAAACGAUCUAGUGGUAAGGAUUUGGUUGUCAAUGGGAGAAGGUCUACCGAACAUCAAACUGCUAACGCUUGCGUCAGCGCUACGGCAACGGGAAACACACCGGCUGAUGGGUACGGGUAUGAGGAGGAAGGGGAAGAAGAGGACAACGACGAUGAGGACGAUGUUUUGUGGCAGCAUCCAGCGACACACGGUGGCGUUGGUGGUAAAGGCAGCAGCAGUAGUAGCGGCAGCAACACCUUACUACACAGCAACAUCCCGACGAGCUCCACCGUGUUUGGGUUGCAGAAGCGUACGACCGACCGUAGCCCCAUCCUGUCAAGCUUUUCUUCCUCUUCCUCCUCAUCGUCCUGUUCUUCUUCAUCCAUUUCGUCUAUCUCAUCGGUUUCGUCUGCGCGAUACAAGGGUGCGACACUGCAGAAGGUUGCUGAACAGCAUCGUUUAAAGCUGAAGCUGCGCAUGAAACCUGUCUCGACGACGGAUGACGAUGAUGUUGGCGGGGUGAUCGGUACCGGUUUGCAUGCCGCACCGCAUCUGGUGAACGUCGAUCGGUUACGGCAGUCAUGGUCAUCCGCCGAUAUACGACCGGCACAGGUACCGGGUGAACCGGUACGGGAAUCCGGUAGCAAUAGUCAACCGGCCGGUAAAGCUAACCGCAGAAGGGAUGCACACCCACACGGGGACGGACAGUCCACCUCGGUCGGGAGCACCACGUACGGUAGGGAUGAUGACGGUAGUGAGCAACCGACACCGGUAACGACGGUAUCGGACGACGAUGACGAGGACGACAUCAUACUGUCGAAGAUACUGCAGUGCGGCAAGCAGCGUACGGCUAACGAUGGCAACGAUGCGUAUCGGGUGCACGAUACGGCAACGCGCACUCACGGUUCCAACAGUAUCAGCAGCAUGGCAAUUAGUUCUUCCACCCCAUCCCAGACAGAGAACGGUGCGUUGCUUGCUACCGUCACUAACCCAACAACCCAUACGGCUAGCAGUGCCAGCACCAAGCUAUCUCCUUCCUCCUCCACGGCGCCAGCGAUCGAACCGUUGAUGAGAACACCGGAACGAAGAUUAAAGCUGACGCUACGCAUGAAGCGUAGCCCGGUGAUCGAUGAGAUAAUCGAGUCCGGUAAUAGCUUAAGCGAUGCAGACAACGGUGGCAGCCCGAGCGCAUUCCGGCGCGAGUACGAAAUACUUCGCAUGGAAGGUUUACGGGAACUAGAUGAGGAAGGGGAGGAGGAAGAGCGUGAGGAAGAAACAGACCGCCCGUACCGAUCGACGUGUCGUGCAGCUAAUCUUAGUAGACGUUCUCUUACAUACGAUUCACCCGCCAGCAGUAGUACACAUUCUUUAAGCGAUGGUGCACUUCAUUCUAGAGCGAAAGCGGAUGAAGCGUACCGGCACGACGGCGAACCUGCCAACGGUGGUGAGAAGCGUUUGCCGCACCACAGGGAAUGGACGCGAGACAUCGUCGACGAAGCAGCGAAGGUCGACGAGGAUGAAGAGGAGGACCUUACGUCGUACAGCAGCAGCUGCAGCAGUCUCGUGUCGCAGAAGCGCAAGAAACGCCACAAAGCAUCGAAGGAGGCACGCCGAUUGCGCAAGGAAGCGAAACGGCAGCGACGUAUGCAGCUGUACGAUGCGGUCUGUGCGGAGCAGCACGGUACGGUGAAGGAGAGGCAAAAGUAUCGUACCUGCACAACACCGCAAGAUGCAGCAGCGUUCGACGAGACCAGCGAAAUGGGUGGCAACGGUGGAGGGAGCGGUGCGGUGGUAGCACCGCCACCACCACCUCCACCACCACCGCCACCAAUACCUUCGUUGCCUCCACCAUCACCAGUAUCGAUGGUUCCGGUAACAUCCGUAAUGGAGCAGCACAAUGGAACUGUGGACGCCAACAGUACCACCUCGACAACCACCACCUCAUCCAAGGGUGGACUGGCCGGGGGUGAAACAACGGUGUAUCAGCGGACCCAAUACCCAGCUAAUCACUUUUCCCAUCAUCCCCACCAACAAACACUACAGUCUGUGAUACUGCAGCCGACCGCACUGCGCGGUGUACGUACCGAACCGACUGAUACCGUCGGUCGGGAUGAUUGGGGCGAUGAGAUGCGGCGAAUUAAUGUCCACUGGUCACUGGCGAACCCGGCCACCGGUGGUACGAUGUACGGCGAUACGGUAACGAGUGCCGCUACGGGUACGACGGGCGUCUGCGAGGGUGUUGGGAAUGGCGGUAUCGGACUGCCGAUGAAACGAUUGCGACUGAUCUUUGGCAACGAAACGCACACGCGCGACAUUCCGCUGCUGGAAGCACCGAACACCACUAGCAACACAGCGAACACUGCCACUAGCGCAGCGAAUGGCGUUAUAAUGGCACCGUCCAACGUGCACUGUUCGCCUGUGUCCUCCACCGGUACGUUAACCGCAGCACCGAUAUCACCGGUAACAACGCCUGCUGUAACACUGCUGCGCAACGGAGAACACACCGGCAAGGCACACUGUCCCGUGUCGAAUCUAAUCAUUAGCAACACGCCGGGUGUAAUAGUGGGACCGGCACGUACGAUGACGAUGCAACCACAUCAUUCCCCAACGUCCAUGAUGGUACACAAUGGUAGUAAUGGUGUUAUUAACAGCACCGGUGCGGUUGGUGUUGGUAGCAACGGGAUACUACAACGGUCGCAGCAUCUUCAACAACCAUCAACAACAUCGUGUACAGGUGAUACCAGCGGUGGAGGUAGCGUUAGUGGCGGUGGUGGUGGUGGCGGUGGCGGUGGAAACGGAUUGAUGUUACGCGCCCAGUACGUUCAGCAACCGCCAGCAACGAUAUCGACCGACGUACAGUGCGGUGCAGUCUAUCCACCUGCCUCGAAUGGUGGAGACGUUCAGCGGGGCAGCAGCACGGUUGGUGGGCUGCAAACAACGAGAUUCUUACUCUUAUCGUUUCCAUCGACGCUUGACGUUCAACCGUGUGCCGGAAAUGGUACCAGCUGGUAGCGCGGGACCUCCCACCCAAUCACGCACCGUGACUGAUGAUGAUGCUGCUGGUGUAAAGAUUCGUCUAGCACUACUUGGUAGUGCUAGUUGGAAGGGAAGGGAACGAGAAGGAUGGGGAAAGAUAGCAGCGCUGAGAACGUACUGCAGAAACUUCCUCGCGCGAAGUCGCUAGUGCUUCCAACAGGAUCAUUUGGCGUGCGCACGUGUAGCGUACGAUAACAGUGUUGCGUUCGUUCGGGAUAAUCACGGGCGCAACGUACAGCAAACCGGAUAUCUCCAUAGCAAAAAGGCAUCGGUGUUCCUAAACCAUUCCGAGAUCGCUUAUUGAGGCUUUCAUUUUUAUAGCCAUUGUUUCUGCUUCUCGUUUGUUUUCCUGUUUAGACCGUGAAAUGUUGAAUGUUUGCUUUAAAAUUCUAAUGUAGCAUUAAUUUAUUGCCAAAUUCUUUUUUUAUUUUUCUAGUCCAUAUUCCUGCCAUGCUGGAGCAGCUUUUCUGUUUCACUGUGGUUGGAAUGAGGAAGAUUUAUGUUUAUAGAUUUAUUCUAUUUUGAAAGUAUACAGUUUACUCUCACUAGCGAUCUCGUUUCGGUUUGGAACAUCAUCAGAGAGUAGGCGAAAGGCAGAAACCCUCGAAAGCAAAAGGAAGCAAAGGAAGAAUACUGUUCCAAGCAGCACGAGAAAAUUACUGCAGGACUAAUUUAGGUUAUUAUUGGUCUAGUCGACGAUCUCAAACACGAAACACGAAAGCACAACCAAUUACUAUUGUGCGGUCGCGCGUGUAUGUGUACGUUGUACGUAGCGAUAGGGCGUAUUUCUGCCGCCUGGACCACCGUACACGUCAUUUCGAUAUCCCUAUUAAACCGCCAGAAACCACAGAAACCUUACCUGGUUCGUCGAUCUAGCUGCAAAGGGGCACAACUGGAUCACUAGGUGUACAGUCAUAUGAUUUAGAUGUAAUUACUAAGCAGGAUUAUUGAAUUACCCGUCCCAUAUCCAUUCUUAUAGUGCAAGGAGGCAGGCAAACGAUGUCCUUUCGUACUUUUAUGCUACAGGCAGCCUAUGUCUUCGAUGAAAAAUUUGUUGUGAAAUUUUCUUCGAUCAGUCAGUUUAUUUAGUUUCCGAUGCGAAACUAGUCUUGCGUAGAAUAUUAAUAUUUAUCGUUCAUGAAUGGAAAUUUAUCUUUUUUGUUUCUGUGUUUUUCUUUGUUCUUUUGUAGCACUUUUUCCUCCCCCAAAAACAACUGUGUACUCGUAACAGUGUUAGAUCAAAAUUCGGACAACACAUGCAACACAUGGAUGCAACAAUUUAACAUAAAUGAUAACAGCGUUAAUGCCUGGCUAUUUGUUUACUGUAUUUUUUUUUAGAAAUAUUUACUAACUUCAAUUGCAUUUUAAUUACGUUUAAAAAAACACAUUUGUAUGACGAUAACUCGAUUUGGUGGAAGUACACUGCAGCAAGUGUAACACGUAUUGAUUUCUGUACAGAAUUACAACUGCGCAUCGUGUAGAUGCUGUGUGAUAACAAGGACGUUAUUUCUUCUAGAAUGUUUCACAAACUAUUAUAUUUGUCUUUACCAGCGGAAAUUUGUGUUGCUAUAUUGACUAGCCUAGGAUAGUCCUUGGGACCGUCCUUACCGGAGGCAUAGUGCUUUGAUUUGUUUCUCACCAAUCAUGUACAGCUGUACGAAGACUAGUGAUCCAGAUGCAAACCGAUGUUCAUCCAGGGUCAGGAUUAGGGUGUUGCCGUACACAUCUUCAAUAGUGCAAUAAGUUCUUCAAUAGCUGCACGAUACUUACACACGGUGCAUUUAGAAGUUGAACGCACGCAACUGCUGAGAAAGCGAGGUACCCAGCUGCUACACUUUCCGUAAUUAAAAAAAAGAAGAGUGGUUUAAUAUAUACAAUGCUACACCAUGCCCAACGGUAUAUAGCGUUCCAGCUCGCUACAUUAGCCAGAGCUCCGAUUGUUCUUAUGAUUUAUUCAAUGUAAGCUUAGCUCUUCAACGAUGAUGUGCGUUGUUUAGACAGAGGCGGAAAAUUGGUUGAAUGGGGCUAGGGGGAGAAGGACGUGUGGGAAGGAAAAAAGUUGAGGAGCGAAACCAUUAGUUUUUAGCUACAUUUUUGUUUCAUAUUGUGUUUUAAUCUAACUAACCUAGCGUACGAUUGCCGCUAGAAAUAAGCUCUAUAGGUCAGGUACAGCAGUAAAGCGCGCUCCACCCAACUGUAAAGGUGAUGUGCUCGAUGCAAUCAAAGAUUAAAUUCUCAUCUAGAUGAACCUUACCCCCCCGCUCGGCUCGUCAUCCAUCGCUAAACAAACAUUUUUCUUAAGGAGGUCCUUUGGAUUUUGAAGUGAAACGAAAAACGUGGUUAGCAGAAAUGAAUUUACAGUGCAGAUGUUAAGCAUUGAUCCCAAUUGAAUUUGGAGGGGAUUGGUUGGUAACGGGGGAGUUAGCAACGCGACAUUUAUAUUGUACGAUACCGAAGUGUAAUUUAGAUGUAAUAAGCUCCGUAGACUGACUGGAGUCGGAUGAAUAAAACGGUCUCAUCACGUACUGCCAUUUCAUACUGCUGUUUCUAUUUCUCGCGCGCUUUCUCUCUCUCACUCUCCAUCUCUUUCUUUUCCAUUUCAUUCUUUCGCUCUCUCUCUCUAUCUCUUUCUGUUGCUUUCUUUUAUUUUUCUUUCCUCUGUUUAAUGAGAUUAGUUUCUACUCCAUGUCAAGGGAUAGCUUAAGCAAAACUAGUAUGUAAUGCCCAUUGGCGCUGGAGCAGGCAAAGAAUUUCGAACAAACUUCGAACAAAACAACAAUGCCAUGGCAGAUCGAUGUUAAGUUUUAAGGUUACGAUGUAUUACUGUCCCAAGACGCCAGGAUAUGUGUACUCGACAGGAGUAGAACACUCGUGCAACAGAUAUAGAUAGAUGGGGUUUGUGUUAGGCCGCAAGUUAAGUUACAUCCACUGUCCGCUGAGCGAGAAGCGGUAAAGCAGAAGAAUUACGAACCGGAUUAGAAGAACGCAUGGUUGUGGUGUUGUGGAUGCCGAUAACUUCGAUGCGCUCAUCCAUACGCUGGUACCGGACGCCAGGGACGUAUUGAUGUAGUUUAAAUUUGUCCAAUUUUGCUUUACGACGGCAUAACGCCAUCUUCUAGUAUUAAUGUACGUCACAGAUCGAUGUGCUAGCUUGUCGUAGCCGGGAAAAAAACAAAGAUUCAGUCGGAUACGAUCAAAUCCUCAAGGUAUUUCCACUACUUACUGGUAACGUUUAUUUCAAACCGAACAAAGCUGCCACUGUUGCACAGUUUAUGGCUUAAGAUCCCUUGGUAUUGACUCCCUUUUUGGCAGGCCAAUCGUAUGGUAGCUUUCUCGUCUUACCAUGAAUUGAGUUUUUAAAGCAGUUUACAAUAAUGUACUUUCAACGACUGAUCGGGACUCGACUAGUGUCAGCAGGUUAGCACCUAGCUAGAAAGAAAGCGUAACAUAAAAUAGGCAUAAUAAGCAGGUAGUAUGCGUCCUACCUCUAGGGAGCUUGUUGGAAUUAUGUCGAGAAUAGUGCACUGAUUUGACCUUUCAUAACAGCGAGGACAAAGAAAGGACAUAAACUUAGCAGCUAUAGGACAAGGAUAGGUGAUGGCAGUACGGCAAAAAAAAAUAAUCCCGACAAAUUAUGCCAAACCUAGCGUGUAAGAUCGCUAACGGCCAAGCAAGAACAUACGGAAGAAAGUAGAAGAAAAAAAAACAAAAGAAAGAACGAAAGGUGAUUGUGAUAGUCAACAAUGGUCGUACGGUGGACACAGGGGGCCUCUGUGUAGCUUAGGUGAUGGAAGACGUUGUGAAUACUGCGACUAAUUUGAAUGUAAUGAUUAUUAAAUAGUUUAGUAUCUAACUUGAAAUACAUAAACAAAGAAGAAGAAGAAAAGAGAAGACACACAACAACAACAAAAAAUGUGAGAAGAUAUUAGCGUUGGGCGCAGCGCCAAUUGAUGAAUGUGCUGCUGGAUAAUAAUCAUAGUAACCGUAACGAUAAUACUAAUAAACUACAUGAAAAUGAAUUGCAACACACGUGCGAUAAAACAUGUAAGACAAAUAA
Molecule: messenger RNA, 10506 nt
Organism: Anopheles funestus (African malaria mosquito)
Lineage: Eukaryota; Metazoa; Arthropoda; Insecta; Diptera; Culicidae
Gene: Hmt4-20
Product: serine-rich adhesin for platelets
Exons: 3
Coding region: 534-6425 (1963 amino acids)
Cellular component (GO): nucleus
Molecular function (GO): protein binding; histone H4K20 methyltransferase activity
Source: RefSeq, a predicted model, not a curated record